AUGCCCCGGCCGUCUCUUACAAGCUCGUUCUCCGUCUCGGACGCCACCAACGAGGUCGUCUGUCCGCUAGCAAACAACGAUGGCUCGAACUGCCGCAAGCGAUGUCUAGGGGAGAAGCGGUACCGCUCAAUGCAGGAGCACAUCCGGCGGGCUCACCCGAACCACUACAUACCAAAGCUGCCAGCUACCGAGGAGAGCUUCCAGCUCAUGGUCAACACGCCACCGCAGCAGCCACCACAGCAGCAGCAGCGCCAGCAGCACCAACAGCACCAGCUUCAGCAGCAGCAGCAGCAGCAGCAGCUCCAGGCCAGAGAGAAGGAUGUCGAGCAUCCAGCAGCUACUACGGCUGCGGUGGCGUUGGCGCAGCUGCAGCAGCACCAUCGUCUCGACUGGGACUCAGAGCCGGUAUUGUCCUGUCCCUCUCUCUGGUCGGUCGAGCUGCCGCCCAUCCGUGACUUGAGGGAUUCCUUUCAUCCACGGCAGCGAGAGCUGCUGCCGUCCAUUCUGCAUCCGCAUCAUACCCACUCUCCGCCAGGCCGCUCGUCGACUCUGCCACCCAUCAACCGCAACCAGAAGAUCCAACGGUCUCGGAAAGGGUCGCUUACGCACUCGCAUUCGGCCCGUAAGGCCAAGCACGACCGCAACCGCUCCAAGGACUUUAAGGACUUUAGAGACAUCACCCGUCGCCGGUCGCUCAACGAGCGCAAAGCUCUCUCCGCCGAGCCGCAGACGGCCGCCGCCUGGGUCCAGGGCAAGCGAUGGGAGGACCUGAUCGAAGCUGCCACCUCGGCCACGGAAGUUGACGAUCGAGACAUCACCCCGGUGCCCCAGUCGCCUCCCCCAACCUCGUCGUCUUCGUUCCAGCCUCACUCCCCGUCGCUUAAUUCACUGGCAAACAUCAAGCAUCGCUCGUCGGUUCCCCCAGCGUUUCAGUCGCCGCCAACCUCCAACCAAAACUCCACCUCCAUCACCUCUCAGCCAGCUGCCGCCACCUCUCACCCGCUCCAGCCAACACCGUACACCGCUUCCCCGUUGCAAAAGUCACAGACUCCACCACCUUUUCACCGCGAUCGAGACACUGACCUCGAGCCGUUCCCCUCUAUUGAGUCGAGCAUGGAUGUCACCAAGCCUUAUCUUUCCCCUCCCAGGCCGGUCACCUCUUACCCACAGCAGCAGCACAACAUCUACCCGCACCCACACUCUCAUGCUCACCACCCGCUCCACCCGCUCCAUCCACGCCACCGUCUCUCAAACCCGGCUCCUUUCACCUCCACCUCCGCCUCGAGCUCGACCUCCAACGUCUCCAUCUCUAGGGACAAGGAUCUGCACAUCCACAUCUACUGCGCAUCUUGCUCCCGUCCAAAAGCUAUCCGGGACUGCUUCGCCUGCACAGAAUGCAUCUGUGGCGUCUGCAGAGACUGUGUUCCUGCCCUAUCUCUCUCCAUGCAUUCCUCUGCAGGUUCUCCUCCGUCUUCUUCCUCCACUGUCGGUGCAAUGGGUAUUUCCGUUCUCAACCUUGGUCCCACUAGCAGCCCUCGAUCCGGAGGUAGCUCUGCCGUAAACAGGCUGGCGCGCAGCAACAGCACCAACACGACAAUGUCCAACCACUCGAGCAUUCACGCCAAUGGCAAGCAUGACGGUAGACAGGGCCACGGAUGUCCCAGGUGCGGCGUCGUAGGCGGCAAGUGGAGAGCUUUCCAGCUAGAUUUCCGAUGA
Molecule: messenger RNA, 1716 nt
Organism: Trichophyton rubrum CBS 118892
Lineage: Eukaryota; Fungi; Ascomycota; Eurotiomycetes; Onygenales; Arthrodermataceae
Exons: 3
Coding region: 1-1716 (571 amino acids)
Source: RefSeq, a predicted model, not a curated record